CGAGAAAAGACCUCUCUCUUCCCCGUUGGGCCAAACUGUGAAGUGAACCCCCGCCGUUUCCCAUGGCCGACGAGAAGCAGCGCUCUCUCCGCCUCCUCUCCGCCUCCCCUUUCCCUCUCCCCCACGGGUUGCGAUUCUCGUAUGGGACCGCGGGGUUCCGAUCGGAUGGAGCGAUCCUAUCGUCGACGGUGUUCCGAGCUGGGAUCGUGGCGGCGCUGAGGGCGCUGAAGAGGGGAUCGGCGAUCGGGGUGAUGAUCACUGCCUCCCACAACCCCGUCGCCGACAACGGCGUCAAGAUCGCCGACCCCGACGGCGGCAUGAUGACCCAGACCUGGGAGCCCUUCGCCGACGCCCUCGCCAACGCCCCCGACCCUCAAACCCUCCUCCAGUUGGUUCUUGAGUUCGCAAAGGAUGAGAACAUCCCACUGGGGGGAGCACAGUCUGCGGAGAUAUUAUUGGGAAGAGACACGAGACCAUCUGGAGAAUUUCUCCUCGAAGCAGCAAAACAAGGAAUCACUGCCAUAAUUGGUGCUGCCACAAUUGAUAUGGGAAUUGUGACGACCCCGCAACUUCAUUGGAUGGUUAGGAGCAGGAAUAAUGGCUUGAAGGCAUCUGAAUCUGAUUAUUUUGCACAACUUGCAGAUUCCUUUAGGUGCUUGAUGGAUCUUGUCCCAAAUGAAGUAGAGAAAAAAGGGGUUGAUACGAAACUUAUUGUAGAUGGAGCAAAUGGCGUCGGUGGUGCAAAGCUUGAGGUUCUGAAGGAAAUGCUCAUGGGAGUAGAGAUUCACACGAGAAAUUCAGGCAAGGACGGAGAAGGAAUACUAAAUGAGAAGUGCGGUGCUGAUUAUGUGCAGAAGGAGAAAGUUGUUCCAUGUGGGUUUGGUUCUGACGAUGUAGGAGUAAGGUGCACGAGUUUGGACGGUGAUGCUGAUAGACUUGUGUAUUUCCAUGUCUUAUCAGCAAGUAACGAUAGGAUUGAUCUUGUUGAUGGAGACAAGAUAUUAUCCCUCUUCGCAAUAUUUAUCAAAGAGCAACUAAAGAUUCUUAAUGAUGAGAAGGAUGAUGGACUUAAGAAAGAAUUGCCUGCAAGGCUUGGCAUUGUUCAGACAGCGUAUGCAAAUGGAGCAUCAACAGACUACCUUAAGCAGAUGGGCCUCGAAGUGGUAUCCACUCCGACCGGAGUGAAAUAUUUGCACAAGAAAGCUUCAGAAUAUGACGUCGGUAUCUAUUUUGAGGCCAAUCGGCAUGGGACAAUACUAUUUUCAGAAAAUUUUAUAUCACUAUUGGAGUCUAGAAAUAAUGAACUUGCCUCUACAUCUUCAGGUUCUGAGCAUCACAAGGCUGCACAAAGAUUGUUGGCGGUCAGUCAACUGAUCAAUCAAGCUGUUGGAGAUGCUCUCAGUGGGCUGCUUUUAGUAGAGGCUAUUUUGCAAUCCAUGGGAUGGUCCUUCAAGAAGUGGAGUGAGCUUUACCAUGAUCUGCCUAGUAGACAGCUGAAGGUGAAAGUUGCAGAUCGGAGUGCUAUUAUUACAGCAAAUGCAGAGACCCAAGUUGUGAAGCCUUCUGGCUUGCAGGAGGCAAUAGACAUGGAGACCGCCAAGUAUACUCGUGGGCGGUGCUUUGUUCGGCCCUCUGGCACAGAGGACGUAGUACGUGUGUAUGCGGAGGGAACAACACAGGAAGCAGCUGAUAGCCUUGCCAAAUCUGUGGCAGAGCAUGUCACUCGCCUUCUUGGGGGUUGGGAACAAGCACAUCGAAAGAAGGAAAGGAGUACUUCCAAGAUAUUGACAAGCACAAGAAAGACUUUGUGUGGGUCGAUGAACAAGAUGGAGAUGCUAUUGAUUUAGCAUUUAGCAAGAAAAAGAUUGAGGCAAGGAAAAACUGGCUCCGCCAAUUUGAGCCGGGGACUUAUCUUGAUCAGAGGAUGAAGAAAAUCAAAUACAGUGAUUUUGUGAACAAAGAACUUAUACUAUUUUCCAUGGCUGAUUUGCAACGGUCAAUACCAUCAAUGGUUGAUGGCCUCAAACCAGGCCAGAG
This is a messenger RNA of Ananas comosus (pineapple), 2037 nucleotides long. RefSeq names its product phosphoacetylglucosamine mutase. The coding region runs from base 63 to 1847 and encodes 594 amino acids. Gene Ontology annotation, biological process: UDP-N-acetylglucosamine biosynthetic process; carbohydrate metabolic process. Gene Ontology annotation, molecular function: magnesium ion binding; phosphoacetylglucosamine mutase activity. NCBI's taxonomy places the organism in Eukaryota, Viridiplantae, Streptophyta, Magnoliopsida, Poales, Bromeliaceae. The transcript has 11 exons. The record is from RefSeq and is a predicted model, not a curated record.